Messenger RNA from Manihot esculenta (cassava), 690 nucleotides. RefSeq lists its product as uncharacterized. The record is from RefSeq and is a predicted model, not a curated record. Lineage: Eukaryota; Viridiplantae; Streptophyta; Magnoliopsida; Malpighiales; Euphorbiaceae. The transcript has a single exon. The coding region runs from base 1 to 690 and encodes 229 amino acids.
AUGGCUGCAGAGUCAAAUUUUGUGCAGGCAGCAAUCCCACGUUUUGUUGGUCACUAUGACCAUUGGAGCAUGUUAAUGGAGAACUUCUUGCGUUCCAAAGAUUACUGGGCGAUAGUCGAAAAUGGAGUCGGCGCUCCAGCAGCAGGAGAAACAUUAACAGAUGCUCAAAAAACAGAUUUUGAAGCUACAAAGCUCAAAGAUUUGAAGGCAAAAAAUUACCUUCUUCAAUCUAUUGAGCGUUCUAUCCUGGAAACAAUUCUUUGCAAAGAUACUUCCAAGGAUAUAUGGGAUUCUAUGAAGAAAAAAUAUGCAGGCUCAGCCAGAGUUAAGCGAGCACAGCUUCAAACUUUGAGGAGAGAUUUUGAAACUCUGCAGAUGAGAGACGGUGAAUCCGUUACCAGCUAUUUUGCUAGAACCAUGGAAAUAUGCAACAAGAUGCGAUUUAUUGGUGAGAAAAUAGAAGAUGUAACUAUUGUGGAGAAGAUAUUACGUUCUCUGACGGCCAAAUUCGACUAUGUUGUUUGCUUAAUUGAAGAAUCAAAGGACAUAGAUGUUAGAUUUGAAGGCCUCAACUCUUCCCUCUUCUUUCUCGAAUUCAAGGGGGAGAGGCAGAGGGAGAGGAAGAGGGAGAGGCAGAGGGAGAGGAAAUCGGCAGAAUUUCCAAUCCGAUCAAGCGCAAAGCAAAGGUGA